This is a messenger RNA of Scylla paramamosain (green mud crab), 5979 nucleotides long. Its product is annotated as zinc finger protein 888-like. The transcript has 2 exons. Gene Ontology annotation, cellular component: nucleoplasm. The coding region runs from base 787 to 1965 and encodes 392 amino acids. Gene Ontology annotation, molecular function: RNA polymerase II cis-regulatory region sequence-specific DNA binding; DNA-binding transcription repressor activity, RNA polymerase II-specific. The record is from RefSeq and is a predicted model, not a curated record. Lineage: Eukaryota; Metazoa; Arthropoda; Malacostraca; Decapoda; Portunidae. Gene Ontology annotation, biological process: regulation of transcription by RNA polymerase II.
UGGCUAGACAGCUAUGACAUCACGUGAAUGACACACUGUGAUUGGUUGACCGUAUAUGACGUCACCGCCCACAACAAGCAGCCAUGUGUGUUUGUUGACAUUAUCUGCUGUACCUUCCAUUUUAUCCUCCCACCUCACCUGCCUGAGUAAUUAGAUCCCCGGCGCCUCACCUGGGCAUGAAGAGGAGCCCCUAGAGUCCACACAGGUGGAAGAACGGCGCGAAAUAAGAGGCCAGGAGGGAAAAAUGGCGGCGUGAAAUAAGGAGUGUAAAUUUUUGUUAGGUGUUGGAAAUGUCAGUCAGAUUUUAUAUUUUUCUGCCCACCGGGAAGGAACGCGCGGACUGGACCAUGGAGGCCACCACGGGGGAAAGAAGGUGCCUGGAAUCAGCCUGAGCUGCACAGACCAGAGUGAUGCCUGUGUCUGUGGCCGCAGCGUGAGGGGCUCUGAGGCGGCAGUGCUGGGAGCCUGGCACCACUCAUCCACAAGCCUCACUCUCACUUUCCUGUCAACAUUUGAUGAGCAGAACUAAGUGUGCUUUUCUUGUUACUAGUGUUUGCAGUCCCCAGCCAAGCUAUUGAACUGAAGCAUUAAGACAGAGUGAGUGAAGAGGAAAUAUAUCAGAAAAAUGUUCUCUCCCUUCUUUUGUGGAGUGAAAAUAGGAGUGAGUGUGCAGACAGUGCAAUGAGUGCAGCGCUGCGCUGCGGCGGCGGCGGCAGUGUUGGCGCGUGACGGCGGCGUGCCAUGAGGCGACGCGGUGCGGCCUGAGGCGCUGCACGGCACGGCACCAUGAGCAACGCGGGGGACAAGUACCGCCACUUCCUCAGCAUGCACAGCCCGGCCCAGGGCGGCGGGGGCGGGGGCUACCAGUGCAGUGAGUGCGGGGAGCUGUUCGCCGAGAAGGCCGGCCUGCGCGAGCACGGCCUGCACCACGCCGGGGACAAGCGCAACCUGUGCAACCUGUGCGGCAAGCAGUUCACCCGCAAGAGUGACCUGAGCCGUCACCUGCUGAUCCACAGCGGGGAGAAGCGGUACAAGUGCGGGGAGUGCUGCAAGCUGUUCACCCGCACCAGCGACCUCAACCGCCACGUGCUCACCCACAGCGGCGAGAAGCGCCACAUCUGCGGCGAGUGUGGCAAGCGCUUCACCCGCAAGAGCGACCUCAACCGCCACAUCCUGGUGCACUCGGCAGACAAGCGGUGCGAGUGUGCGGAGUGCGGCAAGCUGUUUGGUCGCGAGGAGAGCCUGCGCCUGCACAUGAACGUGCACUCUGGCACACGCAAGUACCAGUGCGAGGAGUGCGGCGAGCUGCUGCCAGACGGUGCUGGCCUGCGCGCCCACCGCUUCCUGCACACCGGGGAGAAGCCGCACAAGUGCGGCGGCUGCGAGAAGCAGUUCACCCGCAAGAGUGACUUGAACCGCCACGCCUCCAUGCACAGUGAGGAGAAGCGCUUCAAGUGCCCCGAGUGCAGCCAGCAGUUCGCCCACAAGAAUGAGCUGAGCGGCCACAUGCUGGUGCACUGCGCCGAGCGGAACUACAAGUGCCAGGAGUGCAGCAAGCGCUUCAACUGCAACUCCAAGCUGAAGCGCCACAUGCUGGUGCACACCGGCGAGCGCCACUUCAAGUGCGAGGUGUGUGACAAGCGCUUCAGCUGCAACUCCAAGCUCAAGAGACACAUGCUGGUGCACAGCGGAGAGAAGAACUUCAAGUGCGACGAGUGCGACAAGUCCUUCAACUGCAACUCCAAGCUGAAGAGGCACGUGUUUGUGCACGCCAACGCGGGGGAUGGCCGGCCGCGCGACAAGCAGGUGUGCGACGGCUCCUUCGGCCCGGACUGCUCCUUCAUCAUGCCCGACGCGGUGAACGAGGUGUUCGUGAUGCCCGGCGCCGUGGCCAACCAUCAGGUGUUCGUCAAGGAGGAGACCCUGGAGGACUGCGUGUUUGUCAAUAAGAUACACUUCCAGUGACUCGCGGCUCCCCCUCCCCCCUCGGUGUGGCCGGCAGGUCCUCAGCGGUGCCCUCUAUUUAUUCCAUGCCAGUGAUGUUUCACCACAGGCUGUGUGCUCAAAGGUCUUGCUGUCUUGGCCUCGCUGCUCUUCACAGGCUGCGGUGCGAGGUAUCACAGUGUUCAGGGCAGAGUUGGUGAUUUCAGUGAUCAUCUGACAGUUACUGGGUUUUCAAGGAUGUUUUCAUGAUUCUGGCAAUACUUUAACAGGCUCCACUGGAAGGUGUUAUAGUUUUCAAGGCAGAGUUGGUGAUCUUAGUGAUCAUUUUGCAAGCUAGGAGAAAUUACUAUGUUUUCAAGGGCAUUUCCAAGAUUUUAGCAAUAGUUGAACAAGCUUCAGUGCAAAUCAUUAUGUUUUCAAAGUUGUUUUCAUGAUUCUUGUGAAGGGAAGGUACUAGGUUUGAAGGGUGUAUCCAUCAGUCUAUCAAUAACUGAAGACUGUAGUAGAAAUUAAUAGGUUUUCAAGGAUGCUGUUAAUCAUUCUAUAAUCCAAGAGGCUGCAGAGAAAGUUGCAACAUUUUCAUGGCCAUUUUAACAAUUCCCAUGAAAGUUUAACAACAAUUCGGCCUCAUGGGGAAAAAAAAUGAAAAAAAAUAAAUAAAUAAAUAAAUAAAAACACCUUUGAAAACCUGGCUGACCUUCCCUGUGACCCUUGAAAGCAACCAGGGAAAGAGAGCAAAGCCUUUCAAAACACAGACUGGGAGUUUGUGACAGGAUGGCAGUGUGGGGCAGCCAAGAGAUGUCCCAGUGAGCGAUGGCCAAGAUGAUGUCAGUGUUGGGCGAAUGACUUGUGUAUGACGCGUUUAUGAAGCGUUUACCCUUAUUUGUAAGUAUCUUUGGUAAUUCCAGCCAUUUAUCUAGUGAUGUUUAUGUUGGGGAGUGUAUGUGUGCGUGUGUAUGUGUGUGAAAGCGAACUGGAAAAUCUUACGAAGAGAUGAAUGAAUUGUGGGACUGGUUAUAGUAAAUUAAUAUAGAAAUAAAUGAGAUUUGUAUAGGAAUGAGUGUGCUGACAAGAUUACUUGAUGAAUGGAAGAGGUGUGGCUGAGAUCCCAUAGAGCAGUGAAUGUGGAAUAGAUAGAGGUGAAGUGAUGUAAAGGAGUAAAUGAAGAAUGGAUGCUGUCAUGAUUAUGCAGUGAAAUGAAUGAAUGAAUGUGAAAAUGGCUCAGUUAUGGGGGAGAAGUGAAUGAUGACAAAAAGACGAGGAAAUGACAAAAAUGAGAUGAGAGGGAGGAAGGAUAAGAAAGUAAAAAAAGAAGGGCAGGAAGAAAGAAGUGACACAUAACUGAACAAAGGAAGGGAAAAGGAAAGAAUGAGGAAGGAAGAAAUAAAGAAAAUGAGAGAAAGCAGGAAACAAGGAAAGAAGGAAAGGAAGGAAAAAGAGACAAGGGAGAAUAUGAAUGAAUGAAUAAUGAAUGAAUGAAAGAUGAAGAAAAAUGAAUGAUGGAGAGGUAGAUUAGACACAGAAAUGAACGUGGAAUGAAGAAUACAGAUUAUGCAGUAGAGUGAAUGCAAUAUUGCCAACACAAUGACAAGGAAUCAUAAAAAAACAAAAACUGAAGAUUAUAUAUAGAAAAGCUUUUAAAAUAACAACUUUAAAGCCGUAUUCUGAACAUUUCUACACUACACCACUACUUUCCAAAGGCUGUAGUUGAAGUGACACAGAUUUUUAAGGGUGUUUUUAUGGUUCUAGUGACAGAUUAGCACAAUUUAUAUAUUACCAACUGGAGAAACACUCUUUGCAAACCUGGCUAACCAUCCCUGUGACCUUGGGAAGUGGUGACAGUGCGGACCGUUUCAGAAUACAGGCCUUGAUGCAGAGACAAUGUUUACAGUGGCCAAGGGGACUCACAAGUGGAUUCAAACACUGUACUAGGUGGUAAAAGAGUGGAGGAAGCACUAUAUUCUGGUAACCCAAUCAAUACUCUGUUGUAGCAAUGCAUAGAAGUCUUUAGGAAUACUUAAAAUAUAUACAGACUCAUAUCGUCAUCAUAUACCGUUUUUUUUAAUUUAUUUUUCAUUGCUGUCUGUUUUGUUAUAGUUUUUUUUUUUUUUUUUUUACUUUACACUAAGGUUAGAGAAUUUAAAGUUUUGUGAAAUUUGUUGAAAUCAUCGUGUUAUUUAUUGUUUAGUUAAAUCUGUUUAUGUCAGGCCGGCAAUCACUGAAAAAGCACCAGAUAUUUUGACACACAUCCAGUCUUAGCCAUGUCAGCCCUCAGCCCUUGCUGGAAAAGGGUAGCAGUAGUAGUAAUAGUAGUAGUAGUAGUAGUAGUAGUAGUAGUAGUAGUAGUAGUAGUAGUAGUAACCACACACACGCACACACCAAGGCUAUCUCCCACAAGAAAGGUUAGCCGAGAGAAGGCACACACACACACACACACACACACAGCUCUGAAUUAACCCUGCUUUCUUCCCUUCCUUGCAACUUCCACACAUAUUUUUUAACUGAAAUAUGUUUAGUUCUGUGGUGUAGAAUAUACAACAUUAAUCUUUCAUCUCCCGUUUACACAAGUCCAUGCAAACUUCACACUUCUAAAUAAUACCAAAUUGACAGACAUGCACAGAUUGGGAUGCAGUAUUGAUGGGUGAGUUGUGACAAUGCUAAUCCUGUGACCACCACCACCACCACCACCACCACCCUUGUUCACAUCCCCAAUCUCUCGGCCCUCCUGACACACGUACUUGAUAGUCUUAGUUCAGAACAGUCUGGGAAAUUGUACAAAUAGUGAGGUCCAUAUUCUAGCAUAAGAGAGUGGAUGAGGUGGAAAUGAUUGACUGACGGAUGAACUUAGAUAACAGACAGGCUUUCAAUUGUUUUCUCCUAGGUCGUUUGGUUUUCCUGUCUAAUACGCAAAGGGAAAAAAAGUCAAGUUAAAAACAGUGGGUGCCUAACCAGACAGCCUGAGAAAUUAAUGGAUCCCUUUUAAUAGUCAGUGUUUUAUAUUGAGUGGAAAAUGAGACUAGUGAGGAAUGGAAGCUGUGAAUGCUGGAAUGGGAGCAGAUUGGAAAGUGGACUAAUCUAACCAAUGAGUGUUUAUAUUCAGUGCAAGAGGAAAGAGAAUGAUGAGGACUGGAAUGGGAACAGAUGAAAAGUGAGCUUAUCAAAUCAAUGAGUGUUUAUAUUCAGUGCAAGAGGAAAGAGAAUGGUGAGGACUGGAAUGGGAAGAUUGAAAAGUGAGUCUAUCAAAUCAAUGAGUGUUUAUAUUCAGUGCAAGAGGAAAGAGAAUGAUGACGACUGGAAUGGGAACAGAUGAAAAGUGAGUCUAUCAAAUCAAUGAGUGUUUAUAUUCAGUGCAAGAGGGAAAGAGAAUGAAGAAAACUCAACACUGCAACGUACAUUAAAGUUAUCUUGGUGACAGCUUGAUGUGUUUUCCUUAUCAAGUGAAAAUAAAAGGAACUGAUGAAAAUUAAACAUCUUGGACUUGAAAUAAGGGAAGCUGCAAGAAGCCACCAGGCCUACACGUGGCAGUACCUGUUGUGACGGAAAAGAACAGACUGGUGCGAAUGCGAGAAAGGUAAACAGUGACGUGUAAACAGAUCGGUAGAAACGGAUUGGUAACUUAACCCAUGGAAAAUGAUCUUCACUAUAUAAAAAGAAGAAAGAAAAGUGUUUGGUAUACAUAUAAAGUACACUACUGCAGUAUACCCCAAGUGUAAAUAUACAUACACAUAUUACUAUAUUACUACUACUGCUAUACACAUAAGUAAUGCUUGAAGUAACCUAAGUGUACUACUGUGUAUUACUACUUUGUCCAACUCAAGACAUCUCUGUAGUGUGUAUUAUAUUACCUGGUUAACUAUUUAAGGUGUGUGUGUGUGUGUGUGUGUGUGUGUGUGUGUGUGUGUAAGUGUGUGUGUGUGUGUUUUGCCAUUGGCUGUCCCUCAGUAUAUGGCUAAUUAAUGAUAGUGCUGCUGCUGCUGCUGCUGCUGCUGCUGCUGCUGUCCUGGCAAUACAGUAAUACAGUGUUGCAACCUGGAA